GAAUUUGAACAAAUCAUUUGAUUACUCGAUUAAAUAAUCUAAGGAGCUUGAUAAAUUAUGAUAAAUUUCGUUAUUUCGAAAAUUUCAACAAAACUUUAUUGUCCGUUCUGAGGCAAAUGAUGUUCAAUAUUUUAACGAGUAUAAGCAAGCAGUCAUGGAGUUUAAAAGUAAAAGAUAGCUAAAUAAGCUGACCCCUUCCAGUCAGAAGCAAAUUUCCAUUGGUCAAUUGAUUCAUUCGUAUUUCUAAAGCCAGCCGAGAUACAUAUUUCAUGCUGAAAUCGCUUUCAAGCUGACGGAAGAUCACGAAGGCUCAAAUCUUUGACGCACGUGAUUGUAAUUAAAAUAUCUUGUAACAUGCAAACAGAUUCUUGUAAUCAAAUAAUAUCUCAGAAAAAUGAAACAGAUAAAAAGCUACAUAAUAGAAACCAAAUAAAAAAUGAAAUGACUGGCCUUACACAUGAAUGUGGAGUUUUUGGAUGCAUUGCUGCUGGUGACUGGCCAUCACAAAUUGAUGUUGCUCAAGUGAUUUGUUUAGGUUUAGUGGCAUUGCAACAUAGAGGCCAAGAGAGUGCAGGCAUUGUUACUAGCGAAGGUGUAUGUUCAAAAUCUUUUCAUGUCCAUAAAGGUAUGGGCAUGAUCAAUAAUAUUUUUAACGAUGAAAACAUGAAAAAACUUAGUGGAAACCUUGGAAUUGGUCAUACUAGAUAUAGUACAAGUGCAGCUAGUGAAGAAGUUAAUUGUCAACCAUUUGUGGUUCAUACUGCACACGGAGCACUAGCAGUUGCCCACAAUGGAGAACUAGUAAAUACAGAAUCACUGAGAAAAAUGGUAUUAGGACGCGGUGUUGGUUUGUCGACCUAUUCAGAUUCUGAAUUAAUAACGCAAGCACUUUGUUUGAAUCCUCCUGAAGGUGAAGUUAAUGGACCAGAUUGGCCUGCACGUAUAAAACAUCUUAUGCAAUUAGCACCAUUAUCAUAUUCAUUAGUAAUUAUGCAAAGGGACAAAAUUUAUGGUGUUAGAGAUCCUUAUGGAAAUCGUCCAUUAUGUCUAGGAAAAAUUGUACCGAUUGGUAAUUUAGGAAAUGAAUCGGAUGAUGACGAUGAAGCUGAAGGUUGGGUUAUUUCAUCUGAAUCAUGUGGCUUUCUAAGUAUUGGAGCACGAUACGUGCGUGAAGUAUUUCCUGGAGAAAUUAUAGAAUUGACGCGGGAAGGUAUUAAGACAAUAGAUAUUGUUGACAGACCAGACAAGAAGCCACAGGCAUUUUGCAUUUUUGAAUACGUUUAUUUUGCACGCAGCGACAGUAUUUUCGAAGGGCAAAUGGUUUAUUCUGUUCGUAUGCAAUGUGGACGAGAACUUGCUUUGGAAUCUCCAGUAGAAGCAGAUAUAGUUAGUUCAGUACCUGAAUCUGGAACUGCCGCAGCGCACGGUUAUGCUAGACAGUCUCGAAUACCUUUUGCGGAAGUACUGUGUAAAAAUAGAUAUGUUGGCCGAACGUUUAUUCAGCCUAGUACUCGACUCAGACAACUUGGCGUGGCAAAAAAAUUUGGCGCUUUGUCGGAAAAUGUGAAAGGAAAGAAAUUAAUUCUUAUAGAUGAUUCCAUUGUCAGAGGAAAUACAAUUGGUCCUAUUAUUAAAUUACUUCGUGAUGCAGGAGCAAAGGAAGUUCACAUUAGAAUAGCCUCUCCUCCAUUAAAAUAUCCCUGUUACAUGGGGAUUAACAUACCAACAAGAGAAGAAUUAAUUGCUAAUAAAUUAGAUAAUGUAAAAUUAGCAAAACAUGUAGGAGCUGAUAGUUUGACAUAUCUUUCAGUAGAAGGACUUGUAAAAGCCGUGAGAUUUGGCAUGGAUAAUCGUGAGAGUAGUUACAUUGGCCAUUGCACUGCCUGUUUGACAGGAGACUAUCCUGACGAACUACCUAGUGAUUUGGAUUGGUAAAAAAAUAAAUUAUAUUUAUAUAUCUAAAUAGUGCCUUUGACAUCAAAAAUUGAAAAAUUGAAUUCUUUUAUACUGGUAUUAAUCGAUUGAUUAAUACCAGUACGUAAUGUUAGAAAAUAAUUCAGUAUUUAAAAAUUAAUUUAAAUAGAAUGCGCUCUCUAAUAUAUAAUAAUAAUAAAUAAAACUGGUAAUAUUUUAUUGAAACAUAUUGUUCGGAAAUGUCUGAAACGUCAAGUAAACAAAAUAAAAGGCUCUUUAUGUUUCAAUAAGUAAAUUUGCUAUGAAAGUACCGAUAGAUUAAGAAAUAAACAAAUAUUACUUGAUGGUUGA
This is a messenger RNA of Frieseomelitta varia, 2265 nucleotides long. RefSeq names its product amidophosphoribosyltransferase-like. Lineage: Eukaryota; Metazoa; Arthropoda; Insecta; Hymenoptera; Apidae. The record is from RefSeq and is a predicted model, not a curated record. The transcript is spliced from 9 exons. The coding region runs from base 355 to 1935 and encodes 526 amino acids. Gene Ontology annotation, biological process: purine nucleobase biosynthetic process; purine nucleotide biosynthetic process. Gene Ontology annotation, molecular function: amidophosphoribosyltransferase activity.